AAAUGGCUGCUCAUCACCCACGUGAAAGUCAAUGGCCGAAAAAAGAAUUACCAGAGGCACGAAAAAUUAUGAAGCAAAUAGGAGCUCAAAUUCCAAGAAUUGUCGAAUCAAUUCAGGUUGACUGGUCGGCGCUCGGCAGAGUUGUUGCUGAAGAAGUAAAAUCGUCAGAAGAUAUGCCACCGGUCGCAGCCUCAACAAAGGAUGGAUAUGCCGUUAUUGCACACGAUGGAAUUGGGCUCAAGAAAAUGGUGGGAGUUUCGCUGGCUGGAAAUAUAUAUCAAGGAGCAGUGGAAAUUGGCAAAUGUGUGCGUAUCAGUACGGGUGGAAUCAUACCAGAAGGUGCUGAUGCUGUCAUCAUGCGCGAAUACACCGAGCUUGUAAGACAGGACCAGCAAAGCGAGGAAACGGAAAUUAUUUGCAAACAAGCUGUCCAAGUUGGAGAAAAUAUCAGGCUCCCUGGCUCUGAUGUUCGUUCUAGCGAUGUGAUAGUUCCAUUUGAAGCCCAGAUUGGCUCAGCUGAGUUUGGUAUUCUCAAUGCAUUUGGUAUCAGGACAAUCAAGGUAUACAAGAAGCCUGUAGUAACCGUGAUCUCUACUGGAAGUGAGCUCGUCUCUCCCAUGGUAGAAAAUGUUCCAUUGGGAAUGGUACGCGACUCAAAUGCUCCCCAACUCGUUGCUCUGUUCAAAGAACACGGAUUCAAUGUUAUUGAUGGUGGCAGAGUGGUUGAUGAUAAAGAAGGACUUGACAAGAAACUGACGGAGUGUCUCGAACAUUCGGAUGUGAUUGUGACCACUGGUGGAGUUAGUAUGGGAGAGCAGGAUUAUAUGAAAAAUGCAUUGUUACAUCUGGGGUUCAAAAUCGAAUUCGGCCGUGUGAGCAUGAAACCUGGGCUCCCAUGCACUGUGGCUACCCGUGAAUCUGCAUCCGAAAGAAAGCUAAAAGUGGUGCUGGCUCUUCCCGGAAACCCAGCUUCGGCAUGGGUCUGUUCCCAUUUAUUUGCGGUCCCGCUUAUCCGUGACAUGUCUGGAUACCGACGUAUAAAUCACACGAAAAUCAACGUUCGCAUCGCCCAAGAUAUCAAAUUGGGGGAUCGUCCUGAGUUUGUUCGAGCGUUUAUCGAGCAAGUUGGCGACGAAGAUGACGGUCAUCCAAUUGCACAUGUUACUAAAAACCAGAUUUCUUCUAAUAUUGGAAACUUGGUUGGAGCACAAGUGCUUUUGGAGUUGAACGCAGCGUCUGCCGAUAAAACAGUUGUUCCUAAAAAUGGAUUGGUGAAGGCUUUGAUUUUGUCUUCAAAUGGAAACUUUUAGAUGAUUAUCAUAAUUUAUUGUGAUUACUUAUACAUAUUGAUUUUUUAAGACACCUUUAUUUGUAUUAUUGAUUUGAUUUCAGAUAACUGUGAUAAAUGCAUUUUUCUUUC
Molecule: messenger RNA, 1420 nt
Organism: Caenorhabditis elegans
Lineage: Eukaryota; Metazoa; Nematoda; Chromadorea; Rhabditida; Rhabditidae
Gene: moc-1
Product: MoaB/Mog domain-containing protein
Exons: 7
Coding region: 3-1310 (435 amino acids)
Biological process (GO): molybdopterin cofactor biosynthetic process; Mo-molybdopterin cofactor biosynthetic process
Molecular function (GO): molybdopterin adenylyltransferase activity; molybdopterin molybdotransferase activity
Source: RefSeq, marked reviewed